Messenger RNA from Fimicolochytrium jonesii, 617 nucleotides. RefSeq lists its product as uncharacterized. The record is from RefSeq and is a predicted model, not a curated record. The coding region runs from base 116 to 523 and encodes 135 amino acids. The transcript is spliced from 2 exons. Lineage: Eukaryota; Fungi; Chytridiomycota; Chytridiomycetes; Spizellomycetales; Powellomycetaceae.
GGAAAGUUACUGGGAACCACACACCAAACGACUAACAUGGACCUCGCAACUAUCAACAAGGAGAACGUCAAGCUCAUAGUCAGUGACUUGGACGGACCUCUGCUGGAUUCCGCCCAUGAGGUUCCUGGAAAAAUGCGCAAUGCAAUCCUGGCCAUCUCGCAAAUCUCACCCAGAUCUGCCAUUCAUAAUAGACACCGGCAAGCCCUUUGCUGCCACUUCGGAUAUUCAGCGACCUCAACCUGACACCUUUCCACUGCAUCAUCCAAAUGGAUGCCUGAUCUACAGGCCAAACGAUGCGAACGACGGGACAACCCUUGACUGGGCCGAAAACUUGGAAACAGAUUUCGUUAGGCAAGUUGUCCGUGAGAAUCAGAAGAGACAAAUAGGGACAUUCGUUUAUGCUAUGGAUGAGGUGUUUGAGGUCGUGCUUGGCGGUUGCUCUUCCCUACAUAUACAAGUGGAGAAAGAUGUGACGCGACGAAGAGCGCACUUACCUUCCAUACGAUUGCCCAUGCGCUCCUAACAGGCAGGCCAAGCGGCUUUCCUGUCAAACCGUCGCCAGUGGUUGUUUGCACGUAUCUCUCGGGACCGCGAUAUGCAUGCGCAGUCCACUGAAA